AUGGAUUCCCCCGCUCAACCAAAUGCUGCUGCCAUGCAUAAUGUGCAACGCCGACGAGGCUCCGUGGGCACUACCCAACUUUUUGAUAACAUCGUUUCUACUUCCAACUUCGACCGUGAGGAGGUGGACCGACUACGGAAGCGUUUCAUGAAGCUGGACAAGGACGGGUCCGGCACUAUCGAUCGCGACGAGUUCCUUUCCCUCCCCCAGGUUUCCUCCAACCCACUUGCCACGAGAAUGAUUGCGAUCUUCGACGAAGAUGGUGGCGGCGAUGUCGACUUCCAAGAAUUCGUGACUGGACUUUCGGCAUUCAGUUCCAAGGGCAACAAGACGGAGAAGCUGCGGUUUGCAUUCAAGGUCUAUGACAUUGACCGUGACGGUUACAUCUCCAACGGCGAGUUGUUCAUCGUGCUGAAGAUGAUGGUGGGCAACAACUUGAAGGAUAUUCAGCUGCAACAAAUUGUGGAUAAGACUAUCAUGGAGGCCGAUAAGGAUGGUGAUGGACGGAUCAGCUUCGAGGAGUUCACUGGAAUGGUUGAGAGUACCGAUGUGAACCUCAGUAUGACCCUGAACCAAAUAUAG
This is a messenger RNA of Penicillium odoratum, 582 nucleotides long. It is a transcript of the gene cnaB, whose product is annotated as calcineurin regulatory subunit B. Lineage: Eukaryota; Fungi; Ascomycota; Eurotiomycetes; Eurotiales; Aspergillaceae. Gene Ontology annotation, molecular function: calcium-dependent protein serine/threonine phosphatase regulator activity; calcium ion binding. The coding region runs from base 1 to 582 and encodes 193 amino acids. The transcript has 5 exons. The record is from RefSeq and is a predicted model, not a curated record.